GAUAUUAUUUUUUGAUUUGUCGUCGUGAAGUCCUUGACAGGAGGUUAAAACGUAAAAAUGAUUAUUUACUUUUGUGAAUUAUUUUAUAUUUUUAUGGCUGAUACAUAAUUUGAUCACACAUUAUAAUACAAUUGAUUCUAUUUUAAAGUUUGUGGCGGGGCCAUGAUGGAGGACCUGGGGUCGUCUGACAUCUGCCGCGUGUGUCGGUCUGAGGGAUGUUCAGAACGGCCGCUCUUCCACCCCUGCAUCUGUACCGGCAGCAUCAAAUGGAUCCACCAGGAAUGCCUAGUGCAGUGGAUGCGCUACAGUCGCAAGGAGUACUGCGAGCUGUGCGGUCACUGCUUCUCGUUCACGCCCAUCUAUUCGCCGGACAUGCCGCGUCGACUGCCCAUCCGGGAUGUGGCCGGCGGACUCCUGGCCAGCAUCGCCACCGCCGUCAAGUAUUGGCUGCAUUUCACGCUGGUUGCGCUGGCCUGGCUCGGCAUUGUGCCGCUCACCGCCUGUCGUAUCUACCGCUGUCUCUUCACCGGCUCUGUUGAUUCGAUCCUGACACUACCUCUGGACAUGUUGUCGACCGAUAACAUAGCGUCGGACAUCUUCCACGGCUGCUUCGUGGUCUCGUGCACUCUGUUCGCGUUCAUCGGUCUUGUUUGGUUGCGCGAACAGAUCCUGCACGGCGGCGGCCCUGAUUGGCUGGAGCGCGAGGACCCCCCUGCGCCCCCCGCACCGCCGCCGCCCCUGCUGCAGCAGCCGCCCCACGCACAGCCGCUGCUCGACAACAACAACGAACAGCCCGAACAAAAUGAGCCGAUCCAAGAACUGGCCGUCGGCGGCGACGAUCUGCCGGGAGGCGGGGCGGACGACGGCGACGAUGUGGGUGGAGCCGGGGGUGGGGCCGGGGGCGGAGCCUUGUUGGGCGGGGAGGUGGGCAAUUGGAACGCGAUCGAGUGGGACCGCGCCGCCGAGGAGUUGACCUGGGAGCGGCUGCUCGGCCUUGACGGGUCGCUGGUGUUUCUCGAACACGUGUUCUGGGUUGUCUCACUCAACACACUCUUCAUACUGGUGUUCGCCUUCUGUCCCUACCAUAUGGGCCAUUUUGCGCUCGCCAGUCUCGGGCUCAGAGAUCAUGCUGCCGCCUCGCAUUUCGAAGGAUUAGUGACAACACUUUGCGGAUACUGCGCUGUGGGACUGUGUCUGCUGAUUUUCCACUCACUGGCAUCCUUCUUCAGUUUCUCACGCGCCAGGCGAGUGCUCGGCUUAUGCUAUGUGGUUGUAAAGGUCUCGCUGCUGUCGGUGGUAGAGAUAGGUGUGCUACCUUUGAUCUGUGGAUGGUGGCUAGACAUCUGCUCGCUGUCAAUGUUCGACGCCACACUGAGAGACAGAGAGGCGUCUUUUAGGGCGGCGCCCGGCACCUCCAUGUUCAUCCACUGGGUCUGUGGCAUGGUCUACGUCUACUACUUUGCCUCGUUCAUCCUGCUCCUAAGAGAGGUGCUGAGGCCUGGUGUGCUCUGGUUUCUGCGCAAUCUCAACGAUCCCGACUUCAGUCCCAUUCAGGAAAUGAUCCACCUGCCGAUAAUGCGUCACGUGCGUCGGCUGCUGGCAUCAGCUGUUAUCUUCGGAACAGCUGUUCUGCUGAUGCUGUGGCUGCCCGUGCGUGUGCUACGCCUUGUGUGGCCCGCCUUUCUGCCCUACACUGUCGCCCUGCAAACCGAAUCAACACAGGUGAGCGAGUUAUCCCUGGAGCUGCUCCUACUGCAAGUGAUUCUGCCCACCCUGCUGGAGCAAAGCCACACGAGGCUGUGGCUGAAGGCGACUGUACGCGCCUGGUGUCGCGCCGUCUCCCAUCUGCUCGACCUCAAGUCCUAUCUGCUCGGAGACGACCAGCCUGACCCCGCACAGAUGGAGGUUGGAGCCGGUGCCGGGGGCGCAAAUGCAGCCGGGGUCGCAAACGACCUGGGCGCCGCACACCAGGCACUGUUGCACCGAGCGGGCCCGACCGGAUUCCAGCCGUACCAGCGACCGCACCUGUUUGCGGCGCGCAUCGCCGGUCUCCUGCUGCUAGUGGCCGCUAGUCUAGUGGCCGCCAGUCUGGUCGCACUCACUGUGCCCGUGUGGCUCGGUCGUCGAGUGAUGACCAUGUGGUCGGUCACGCCUCCGGGGGCGGCACUCACCUCUGCGCCGCCUCCGCCGCCCGCGCCCAUACAUGAGCUGUACACCGCCUCGUGUGGCACCUACCUGUGUUGGCUGGUGGCACGCGCCGCCGCUCUUGUCAUCAGCUGGCUGCCACAAGGCCGAGCCGCAUUCUUACAACGCCUGGUGACAUGGGCGUUCGUGCUGGCAAAGGCGGUGGUGGCGUUUGUCGUUCUGUUCGGCGUGAUUCCUCUCCUGUUCGGCUUGCUGAUCGAGCUAGUAGUGGUGGUACCCUUCCGCGUGCCUCUGGAACAAACGCCCAACCUCUGGCUGUCACAGAUCUGGGUGCUCGGCGUGCUCUACACGAAGAUCGUCUGCGCAAUCACCAUGAUGUGUCCCGACUGUGCGCUGCGUCGCGCCAUCGAACGCGUCUAUCGCAACGGAGUGCGCGCGCUCGAUCUCGGCCAAAUACUGACCGAACUCGCCGCUCCAGCCGUGGCCUAUCUAUCUGUCGCACUGUCUGUGCCCUACGUCACAGCUCACGCCCUGGCACCUCUAUUUGUCGCGUCGCCGCGUCUACGCAACACCAUCGCGCGACGUAUCUAUCCCUGCGUGCUCAUUGUAUCCUUCUCUAUCAUCAUUAUCAAGCUCCAGAUCCACCAGUUCUCUAAGCUCUACGAACACAUUAAAAACGACAAAUACCUCGUGGGAAGGCGUCUGGUUAACUACCAUCACAACAAAUCUACAUCCUCCACAGUAGUAUCUCAACCGGCUGCGUUUCCAAACAACUAACGAAUUAAUCCAGAUUUGUUCUAUUACUACUAGAUGUUAUCACAACCAUUGAUAUAUCUAUGUACCCUCUUAAUUAUUGUGAUAUAUAUAUACUGAAUAUUGAAUAAUUUGAUCCUCCAACAUUUUUUGCUGGAUGCUGGAUGCUAAUAAUUAAAUUGUUUUGAUCUAAAAAGUUGGAAUUCUGGAUGCUGAUAAUUGAAUAGUUGUAUCCUAAUCAAUGAUGGACACUAGUUAAAUAAUUUGGUUUCAACUCUGUAGAUUUGAUAACGUGAACCAACAUUGUUUCGAUCUAAACAGUUGAAAUUCUGGAUGCUGAUAAUUGAAUAGUUGUAUCCUAAUCAAUGAUGGACACUAGUUGAAUAAUUUGGUUUCAAUUCUGUAGAUUUGAUAACUUGAAGCUGAAAAUUUUUUUCAACUAAUUGGUUGUUCAAAAACUACAAAAUCAAUUGUAAAACGUUGUCAUGCAACCUGUUUGAUUGUAUCUGAUGAUGAAAAGAAGUAUGUUACCAAUCCUGUUUCCUUGCUAGAAUGGGAUUCAAAAUCUAAAAGGGUUUCGUUUUCUUAUAGUGGAAAAUAAUUAUUUCGAAAUUCUCCCGAAACAGUGAAUUUAUUCGGUGAAACAAACUUUCAAGUGUGAUGUUAAACAAUAGAGAUGAGUGAGAGAUCAAGUAUUUAUUUUUGUUGUGCUUAGUGAGUUGGGUCCAACUGAACAGAGGUAUUUUUUGUUUUGUUUAUUUCUCUAUUGAAACGAUGAAUUCCUGUCCUUUCAAUAUAAAUAUUGUUAACAUUAUAAAGGAAUACAAAAAUUGAAAUUGGAGAACCAUAAUUGAGAAUCGAUUAAUAACGUUUUUUGGGUAUAAAUGAAGGCCUAUCAACAUGUUAUUUGCUUCAUAAUAUAUUCGAUUAUAUUCAAUCUUAUUCCAUUAUACUCUAUGUAUAUAACAUCAAGUAUUCCAGAGGAAAAUUUUGAUCAAAAUAUAUCUUUCACUAUUUUAAUCUCUAGUUUUGGGUUGCAUUCUUUAAUAAUUGUUCAUUUAAAAUAAAAAUAAAAAUUAUUAGUGUCAUCUAUUCGAUAACCCGAUGUGUAGUUGUUCUAAUAGACACAUCUUUAUAAAAAAGUGUGGAACUAAACAAAACUAUUGGUGGAUCUAUAUUGAGUAUCUUGUUGUAUUCUAUAUUUGAAAAUCAUAUUAUCCAAAUAUACUUUGAACUGUUAUUAAUACAACACCUAUUUAUUGGAUUAUAUUCGUGAGCUAUUGUGUAUAAUUUCAUUACUUCCCCACUAUUUAUAUUAUCUAUCUUACAUAAUUACUUAUUCACUAGGUUGGGCCUGAAAGGUGAUGUGUAAAUUACAUUACGCUUAUUCUUAAAUACAUUUUAUAUAUACUGUUAAUUUGCUAUAUUUAGUUAGUUUUAUUUGAGUGAAUAUUUGCGAUUGAAAUGGAAUGCUGGUUGUGAGCAUAAUAUAUUUGUUAAUAAAGCACACUAUUGUUGUAUAGUUUACUUUAAAUUUUAAAUAGAAAAGCUAGAUCAGUUGAGCGCUUGGGUAUUCUAGAGUUUGAAUAAUUGGCCAAGAAUGUGAUAUUCGCUUACAGGUAUGAGAUGACCAUCUCAGAUAAUGUAGUAAGUUUCUGGAAGUAGCUAUCUGAAAAAAAUAUUGAAUUUAGUUUAAACUACAAUAUUUAUCUUCUUACUUUUAUAACGUUAUGUUCAAAAUCAUCUCCUCUCAAAAGUACAAUUCUAUCUGUGAAUGAUAGAAGAGAUAUUUGAGAAACUUCGUUAUUGUUAAGCUGCGUUUACACCAAAGUUAUUAACAAAAUGUUAAUAACCUUAUAGAUUCUAUUAGAUUGAACACAACUUAUCAUACACAUGAUGAACAUAUGUGUAUGUCAAGUUCCGUUCAAUCUAAUAGAAUCUACAAGGAUUAAGUUAUUAACAACCUUAUAGAUUCUAUUAGAUUGAACAUAACUUAUCAUACACAUGAUGAACAUAUGUGUAUGUCAAGUUCCGUUCAAUCUAAUAGAAUCUACAAGGAUUAAGUUAUUAACAUUUUGUUAAUAACUUUGGUGUACGCGCAGAUUUAGAGUGAAGGUAUUAUUCGAUCACUUAUGCAUAUUCUUUGUUAUUCAACCUUAUUAUUCUUCACUGAUUAUUGAUUACUUUUCAUUCAAUUUAAUUAUAGAAUUACAAUAUUUAUUUUAUCAAUCGGUCACAGUUGUUGACUUGAUUCACACUUUAAAAGUGUUUCUUGAUUUUCUGGACACAUCUUCAUCAAUACAUCUGUGAAAUUUACUCAAUCUAAACUUCAAAUCAAUAUAAAAUCGGUGGUAUAAUGUAGCCUUGUUGAACGAUUUAUAAAAAAAUGCUAUCCUAUAAUAAAGCAGAGAAAAAACAUGUAAUGUAGAUUAUUACUGGAAUUGGGUCGUUUUAAUUAUUGAGAAAAGGCAAUAAACUUGAAGAAAUUGAUUGAUAUGUAGGCUUCUAUGCAGUAUGAGAAGGUAUAUCGCAGUAAAUAAUAAUAGGGCAGCAAAUACCUAAUUACAUGGCAUAGUUGAACCAGUUUUAAUCUAUAUCAUAAUAUCCGUUCAUUCAAGUUAAAAUUAAAAUUAUUCUUAGAGGGAUUUUCUUCAAUAUAACCCCAACUGCUAUAAAAUUACUCCAAAUGUUUUUUUUUAUUGUUUUCCAUAGAUCCUGUCAAUAUUUUGUCAAUAAUAUCAUUUCCCCAGUUAUUACAAUAUGAUAUCAAACGUCUUAGUUGAAAAUAUAUAAACUGUAUUUAGCAUUUGGUUAUUCUCAGCGAUAUGUCUAUUGUAAAUUUUUUAAUAUUAUUGGAGAAUGACUGAAUGAGAAAAAUGAAUGAUAGUGACUGUAAUUAAAUAUUGAUCUUUAUGUAUUUUUUUGGUAUUUGUGUAUGAAUAUUGUGAAAAUGUUUGUAAAAAUUCUUCAUUUAUCUCAAUAGAGAACCAUUCAAGCGAA
Nilaparvata lugens (brown planthopper) is the source of this 5898-nucleotide messenger RNA. Its product is annotated as E3 ubiquitin-protein ligase MARCHF6. The transcript is spliced from 11 exons. The record is from RefSeq and is a predicted model, not a curated record. NCBI's taxonomy places the organism in Eukaryota, Metazoa, Arthropoda, Insecta, Hemiptera, Delphacidae. Gene Ontology annotation, cellular component: endoplasmic reticulum membrane. The coding region runs from base 163 to 2922 and encodes 919 amino acids. Gene Ontology annotation, molecular function: zinc ion binding.